Molecule: messenger RNA, 1946 nt
Organism: Leopardus geoffroyi (Geoffroy's cat)
Lineage: Eukaryota; Metazoa; Chordata; Mammalia; Carnivora; Felidae
Exons: 5
Coding region: 1-906 (301 amino acids)
Source: RefSeq, a predicted model, not a curated record
AUGCUAGAAUUCAGGAAGAAAACAGCCAGAAUCAGUGGCAGACCAAAAGCCAAGUUCAAAUACACAUUCCCCGGGGCCCGCGGUGCAUACCCAGAAUCACUGCACAGUUGCUUUAGGUGCUGCUCUACCGCGCUCCCUGGCUCAUCUGUUUCAGGUUAUACAGCCUCUUCUCCGUCAGUUGCCCCAGUUUGCCCACUCCACACGUUUACAAAUGACUCAAAGUGCCCCCUGCUACCGAAAGUCCCAGCUCCUGACACCCCCGCGUCCGUCCACGCACUUACGUGUCCGCACACAUACACACACACGCACACACACGUGUUCACACACACCCUCGCCCCGGCUCCGCCCCUCAGGCUGACUCGGGCCAGGAGGGCCGGGCACGGCCUCCGCGAGGUGGGUGGUGCCGGGCGCCGCGGCCCCACCCGCGCUGUCAGCUUGGAAGCUGAGCCCCGCGUCCUCAGUGCAAAGUCCUCCCGGCCGCCGGGGUUCCCCAAAACGCGGAGGCCUAGCCGGCUCCCAUUACGCGGGGAAGCGUCCGCGUUCCUCACCGCGAGGAGUCACCGGAGCCCCCGAAUUCAAAUAGGGGCAGGCGAGGAGGAAGGGGAGGAUCCUCUUUUGGACUUUCUGCGUCGCAAUUCCUCCAGACAAACAUCACUUGGUAAAUUUAAAGAGAGACAAACUUCUGGUAUCUCAGAUCAAACGUGUGGGAAAAAAGCAUGUUGGCCACAACAUUCUGACUUGAGGUAUACUUUUGAAGAAUUAAGUGUCUUCACCUCUGGGAAAGGAAAGGAUUAUUUGACAGGUCCCAAAAUUUGUACCCUUGGAAGUAGCAUCCAGCCUACCACUAUGACUACACUGACUAAACAAGUCCUUGGAGCAAUACGGCAAAUGUCGGUUCCUGUGUGACUGCAUAGUGUAUAAAUGUUUUAACUGCGAAAAAUGAGCAAUACAUAGUUCUUGUUGCAAUUUUUCUCUAUCCUAGCAGAAGCAUCUUCAAUGUGUUAUCUUGGUUGACUUCUCUCAUUUUUACUAAAUAAACCUACACCUUUAGCAUACUCCAGAAGAAACAAGGAAUCAGAGGGGUUCUAUCUGUAAAGUUGAUAUAUAACAUAAUAUACCUUAAUAUAAAUCUGUAAAAAAAUAAAAUAGUAUUGUUUGUAUUUCUAAACUUUAUGGCUACCCUUUAUAUAAAGGGAAACUGAUAACUGGUAUUUAACUUUCCAUUGGUCUUCAGUAUUUUGUUUUCAUCCUACAUGUAGGUAAAAGUAAAAGCCCAGUAAAAUCAGCCAUUAUAUUUACUUUUAAAUGGUUGACCAACAAGUUGUUCUUACCUUAUAGAUACUUAAGACACCAUAGUAUCUUAUAGAUAUUAUAGCUAAUUCUGUUUCCCUCUUUCCAUUGGCUUUUGAAAGCCUGGAACAAAAUGUAUGUCCCAUCUAUAGAGAAUCUUACUGUGUGCAUUUUGAGAAGUAACCUCAUUUCAAGGUUCAUUUUAACUUUCCUCUGUCAUUUUCCUCGUGUACUCAUUUAUUUUCCCACCUACUUAAAGAAAAAAACAAACUUGUUUUUCUCUUCAUAAAUGUAAUAGAUAUUCGCUAUGUAAGAUGUAUAAAAUACGUAUAAGAAAAAAGAAGAAAAUAAAAGUGAUCAGUCCAGUGCUCGCUUGGGCAGCACAGAUACUAAAAUUGGAACGAUACAGAGAAGAUUAGCAUGGCCCCUGCGCAAGUAUGACACACAGAUUCAUGAAGCUUCCAUAUUUUAAAAAAUAAGAAGGAAAGAUCAGUCCAUUCACCACCAUUUUUAGUUCUUACUAUCUUGUUUAUCCUUUUCUGUUGCAUAUAUAUGCAUUUCUAAAAGUGGAUCAUUUUAUACAUAAUAUUUUACACUGCUUUAUGAACUGAACAAUAUAUUUAACAUCUUCAAUAAAAUUAAAUACUAUUCUAUAA